GAUAUUUCUAAAAGUUGUUCAAGUCGGGUUGCCGUAGUUUUGCAGCAUCUUACCUUCAAGUUUGUUCAAGUCCAGUUGCCGUAAAUUUGUCUCAAAGAUACUCGAGCCUAAAACAGGACCAUCCCCACUUUUCUAGACAUAAGCAUCAUGUUAAAUAUUUGUGUCCGAGUAAAGUCAUUUUGCUGUAUUUUGGAGUUUCUUGACCUAGCUUAGCUAAAUGUAGCUUAUCUCGUCUUGUUAGCUGGUAAUAGAAUAACCCGGUUUUGAUCAACACGUCGAUCAGCAAAGAUCAGUGUAAGCAUAAUGUUUUUGUGUGUGAAGAUAUGAUCAAAAAGACACCCCCAAGUACGAGGAGGAACUUUGUGCAGUAAAACAGGACAACGAGCGACAACGUCAAGUACUGGACGCCAUUAGCAGGAUGCAGCCAAGACGUGUUCUUCACAGAGCAGAGCCAGAGCGCCUCCACAUUAAAGAGGAAGAGGUGGACAAAGAGGUGCUCUACUUCAAUGAACAAAAGGAGCAGAAGUAUCAUUACAGCAUAAAAGUGGAGGAGGAAGAAGACCCCCAUAACAUCAAAAAGGAGGAGCAGGAGAAGGAUAUCACCAAGUUCCCUUUGAAGAGUAUAGAUGAUGGUCCAAACAUCAGUGGAGCUAUUCAUCCUGAGCAGCAGGAGCCAAAGCAGCAUCACAUUAAAGAAGAAGAGGUGGACAAAGAGUUCCCCCAGUUGAAUGAGGAAAAGCAGCAGAAGUUUGCUUGCAUCAAAAAAGAGGAGGAGCAAAUCCACAAGUUGCCAUUAACUGCUUUUGUUUUUAAGCAUAAAGAUGGAGGGUCAAGUGAGGCGAGCAAAGUCGCGGAGCCUUCAAGCAGCAGCCCAUGUUGUCAUAUCAGAACGGAAGGUGUUGAGAGCCACUGUGAAGGAUCACAAGCAGUCGGCAUCUUGGCUUCAUCAGAUAGUGAGGACACGUCGUCUCAUGGAAAUGAUGAUGAUCAGUCUGGCGGUGAUAUUACACGUCACUGUGUAAACAAACACUGGAAAUGUUCUCAGUGUUGGAAAACGCUUGCUUGUCAGAGUAGUUUAAAACGACACAUGAGAAUACACACAGGAGAGAAAACAUUUUCCUGCUCACUUUGUGGCCAAAGAUUCUUCGAGAAGGGAAACUUAAAAACACACACAAUAACCCACACCGGUGAGAAACCUUUUAUCUGUUCAGUUUGUGGCCAAGGAUUCUCUCGGUUGGGAGGCUUAAAGACGCACACAAGAACCCACACUGGUGUGAAACCAUUUGCCUGUUCAGUUUGUGGACAAAGAUUCUUCGAGAAGAGAACUUUAAAGUCACACGCAAGAACCCACACUGGCGAGCAACCUUUUUCCUGCUCGGUUUGCGGCCAAAGAUUCUCAGAGAAAAGAAACUUAAAAAGACACACGAGAACGCACACUGGUGAGAAACCUUUUUCCUGCUCACUUUGUAGCCAAAGAUUCACUCAGAAGGGAAGCUUAAAAACACACACAAGAACCCACACUGGCGAGAAACCUUUUUCCUGUUCAGUUUGUGGCCAAACAUUCUCACAGAAGGCAGGCUUAAACAAACACACAAGAACUCACACUGGUGAGAAAUAUGUUGCCAGCUCAGUUCGUGGGCAAAGAUUCUUAAAGAAGGGAAACUUAAAAAGACAAUCAAGAGCCCAUAGAUAUAAGAAAGUAACUAGAAAAACAGAGGUUCAAAAAACCUAGGGAUCCGUACAUCUCAUUGAUUCAGGUGCAUUUGCAUAAAAUUAUAACCACACAUAAAAUCAACAAAAGUAUUCUACUCACAAUCACAUUUACACAUUUCUUGACAGGUGGUCAACUAAGAGGUGAUAAGAAAUGUUUUUACAAUAAUUUUACGAACUGAAAAGAGGUGAUAAGAAAUGUUUUCACAAUAAUUUUAUAAACUGAAAUGAAGUUAUAAGAAAUAUUUCUACAAUAAUUUUAUGAUCGGAAAUGAAGCGAUAAGAAAUGUUUUUUUUAUAAGUUUAUGAAGCCUCCCACUGGUAGAAUAUCUUAAUUUGUACAAUGACAAAAUCAUUCACGUUUUAUAAAUUCAUAAAUGUUUUAUAGUAAUUUAAUAAUUUAAAAAGUCUUGUGCCCUUUGAAUCAUCAAAUGUUUAUUGGUUUUAUGAACUGAACUGUAUUUUGUACACUUUGACUCAACAAAUGUUUCUUGGUAUAUUGUUUGAGUAACUUGAGUAUUUUGCCUGAAAGUUAAGGUCAGUCUCAAAUCAUUCGAGAAUGUCCUGUACAAAAGGGAAUGUUAUUUCAAAUAUUCCUAAAGUGUGGACGGAAGGAAGCAUGACUGAAUAAAAAGAUGAGAAUGAAUAA
Syngnathus typhle (broad-nosed pipefish) is the source of this 2359-nucleotide messenger RNA. RefSeq names its product oocyte zinc finger protein XlCOF6.1-like. Lineage: Eukaryota; Metazoa; Chordata; Actinopteri; Syngnathiformes; Syngnathidae. Gene Ontology annotation, molecular function: RNA polymerase II cis-regulatory region sequence-specific DNA binding; DNA-binding transcription factor activity. Gene Ontology annotation, biological process: regulation of transcription by RNA polymerase II. The coding region runs from base 419 to 1732 and encodes 437 amino acids. The record is from RefSeq and is a predicted model, not a curated record. The transcript has 3 exons.